AUGCACUCGUAUAGCGCCAAUACCACCACGAACCACAAAAGCAGUGCGCCAGUGCGCCAGUGGUUUUGGCAUUCAGUUACCAUUGAGCCGAGCGCCAGAAUGGCGACCACCACACUGAGAACUCUCGACCCCAAGCUGGCCGCUCUGGCCAAGAGCGAGUGCAACGAGGAGCAGGGCCAGCGAUCGGAGAUUAUAGCCAGCAUUCAGACAUGGAUCACCAAGUCGCCGCAUCUCAAGGCGCCCACGGAUGAGCGGCUCAUCCUGGCCUUUCUGCGGCGUUGCCGUUUCAGCCAGGAGGAGACCAAACGGCGAUUCGACAACUACUACUCCCUGCGCAGCGUGUUCCCGGAGGUUCUGGGAUCACGACAGGUGGACGAGGCGCUGCUCACCCAGCUGCAAAGAGGAAUCCAUGUGAUUCCCAUGCGACCUGUGAGUUCCGAGGGGCCCAGGGUUAUCAUUUCGCAGUUUCGAAACAUCGAUCCGAAGAAGUCGAAUCCCCGCGAGGCUUUCAAACUCGUCUUCAUCAUGCUGGAACUACUGGCACUGGAGUGCGACAAUGCCUCGAUUGCCGGACUCGUUUGGGUUGUGGAUGCCAGAGAUGUGACCAUGGAGCAGAUGGUGCAAUACGAUCCCUUCCUGCUGAAGAAGGCAUUCGCGCUGGUGGACCAAUGCAUACCACUCCGCUUCGUGGAGAUUCACAUGAUCAAUAUGCGCAAGGAGGGCCAAACCAUUUUCAAUUUUGUGACCAAGUUUUUGCCCUCCAAGCUGCCCUUCAAGUUUGUGGUGCACAAAAAGUCGGAGGAUCUGUACCAGCAUCUGCCCAGAGAUGCGAUGACCAUCGAGUAUGGCGGCACCAACGGCUACCAUGCGGAGGCAGUCGAUCAUUGGCGCCAAAAGCUGCUGGACAGCAAGGAUUACCUGGCCAGGGAUGCCCAGUACGGCACCAAUGAGAAGCUGCGCGUCGGUUUGGCCAGUGCCUGGGCCAAUGGAGAGCUGGACGGGAUGAGCGGCUCCUUUCGCAAACUGGAGCUGGAUUAAGUGACAAGACUCUCUAGUCGUUUUUAAUUACCAUUAUCAU
Messenger RNA from Drosophila santomea, 1078 nucleotides. RefSeq names its product alpha-tocopherol transfer protein-like. The record is from RefSeq and is a predicted model, not a curated record. NCBI's taxonomy places the organism in Eukaryota, Metazoa, Arthropoda, Insecta, Diptera, Drosophilidae. Gene Ontology annotation, cellular component: membrane. The transcript has 4 exons. Bases 1 to 1038 code for a protein of 345 amino acids. Gene Ontology annotation, molecular function: phosphatidylinositol bisphosphate binding.